AUGGAUCCGUUCAGUGAGCUGCCCUACGAGCUCUUCGAGAACAUAAUCGAACACGCCGCCGAUUGGGUCAGUCUCGAAAGUCUUAUCAAGGUCUCGCCGCGAGUGGCUGCACUUUUGAGCCCUGAUGUCGCCUCUGCUGCAGAUGCGGAAGUGGACCCGGAUGCUAUACGCCGCAUUGAGGCCUUCCUGUGCGUGAAUCCGGUCAAGAACUAUGAGCUACACCGCUUCUUUCGGAUGUGUACCAGUCUCCGACUCCACAAUAGCGACAGCACUGGCGUCGUUUGCCCGGAAUGGCAUCGCGACGAGUUCUACGAGCAUCUACGGGUUGUUCCUCGUCCGACCUUGACAUCGGGUCAGUCUAUGUUCCACAACAUCCGCAAUGACCCUACCCGAGAGGAGAUGUUGGCUGUGUCUGAGUGUCUUCAUGACAUAUACGGAUAUCAUCCAGAUGGCGUCGAUCGCACGGUAAAGCUACCCGAAGCAGCGUUACACCCCGAACAGCUUACUGUAUGGGCGCCCCCUCCCCAAACGUCCUCUCUACAGGACAUGACCCAGUCUGGGUUUGAUACAUGGGAUCGCAACUUCCGAGCCCCGCAGGAUCGAAAUGUGGGUGUCAUAUGGCGGUUGAUGAAGUCGAGUGGGGGUGCGUUCAAAGAUAUGGCCCCGUUCCUGGCCUGCAGCCUUCUCGAUACUCGACCACUCCGGUCCUCGAGUAUGGUGAUAUGGGGUCCCUGGAGGCUUUGGGGAUUAGGAAUUGGCUAUGCUUCUACGGAACUUGGACGACUGAUAAUGAAUGACGUUACGGGUCCCAACGGGGAAAGUAUCCCAGCCGGACCGUACCCGUCGACCCGUGGUCUCAUGGAAUACAUCUAUCGAUGGUCAGUCUUCGUAUCUGCUGGACAAGCACUGCUGGCCAAAGAGAGAAACCCGAAUCGUGAUUAUUCGGACAAAUGA
Aspergillus homomorphus CBS 101889 is the source of this 954-nucleotide messenger RNA. RefSeq lists its product as uncharacterized. Lineage: Eukaryota; Fungi; Ascomycota; Eurotiomycetes; Eurotiales; Aspergillaceae. The transcript is spliced from 2 exons. Bases 1 to 954 code for a protein of 317 amino acids. The record is from RefSeq and is a predicted model, not a curated record.